Messenger RNA from Aspergillus pseudonomiae, 881 nucleotides. RefSeq names its product transcription elongation factor SPT4 (gene spt4). The transcript has 3 exons. NCBI's taxonomy places the organism in Eukaryota, Fungi, Ascomycota, Eurotiomycetes, Eurotiales, Aspergillaceae. Gene Ontology annotation, molecular function: zinc ion binding; RNA polymerase II complex binding. Gene Ontology annotation, cellular component: nucleus; DSIF complex. The coding region runs from base 265 to 627 and encodes 120 amino acids. The record is from RefSeq and is a predicted model, not a curated record. Gene Ontology annotation, biological process: regulation of transcription elongation by RNA polymerase II; mRNA processing; positive regulation of DNA-templated transcription, elongation.
AGGAAUUCGGACCCUUGAAUCUAUUUUCUUAUCACUGGCUCGAUUACUUUUUUGGAAUUGAAUCCCGAAGAUCCUCCAGUCGCCGGGCUUGGCAUUUCCUUUCCGACAUCAAAUCAAUCCAUCCAAAUCAAUUCAAUCAACUGCAACAACCUCGUUUCUCUCUUCAUUCCUCCACCGCUGAAGCUACCACCUCUCUGUAACGAGGCCCAUCGUCGCAAUUUAAUACCCAUCGCAGCUCCUUCCCAUUCCAAACCAGCACAGCACAUGUCCUUCUACGUCGCACCCAGCCAGCAGCGCACUCUUCGCGCCUGCAUGGUCUGUUCCCUCGUCCAACUGCACAGCAAAUUCAUGCGCGAAGGUUGCCCCAACUGCGAUAACGUCCUCGGCCUCCGUGGCAACAACGACGCCAUCCAAGAAUGCACCUCCCAAGUCUUUGAAGGAUUGGUCACCCUCCGUGACCCGAAUACCAGCUGGGUAGCUCGCUGGCAGCGACUCGACAGCUACGUGCCGGGAACGUAUGCAGUCAAGGUGACUGGAUCGCUCCCGGACGAGAUCAUUUCGAGCCUGGAGGAUUCGGGCGUGAAGUAUAUUCCUCGCGAUGGUAGCACGGGUGAAGAGGAGACUUGAUCGGUGGUUCGGGGCGCGCAUUAUUACAAGUUUUCCCAGGUCUCCUGGCUAGAAAGGGUGGGAUGGUUCUGUUGUCGCGGAUUUCAUAGCGGGCUGUUCCUUCCCGUUGCACGCACUUGGGAGUUAGGGAUUUCGGUUUACGUUCGAUAUACGUCUUUGGGUAUGGGCUGCUUUGUUUAUUACGCUGGAGUUGUCCCUUUCUUUUCUGACUCAUUACUACUUGAGAACUCAAUUUUUUUUUUUUUGUUUUUUUU